CGGGCACAUAUUUUGGUUAAGAGUCUUUUUAUUUAACAACUCACCUUUAAAUGCCAAAUGGAUCUAAUCUCCUCGCUUCUUAAAGAAGGAAGAAGGAAAGAAAAUGAUUGGGGGUACACAAGAUUAUAAAAAAAAAAAAAAAAAAAGGAGGGAGGCAGUGAGUAAAGGAGGGAGCAACCCGAAGGGAGGAGUCAAGCGAGGGAAGGAGCAGCUGGAGUCCCACACUUCGCCCUCUCUGUUCUCCUCGAAAAAACGCACUAAAUGUAAUAACAACUCUCCAUGCGCUUCCCCGACGCUUAUGUUGUUUUUUUACGCACAUCUGCGGUCUGCUAUCGGCAGAUAUUAUCGGCAGGCUGAUGGUGUUAGUCCGGCGGUGGUUGAGCGCAGCAAACUGUGAGAAGGAGGAGAAAGACACACAAGAGGAAAAACUCUGGCAGCGCCGUUUUGGAGUUGGAGUUGCAGCGUAAAAGAAAAAAAAAAAAAAAGUCCCAGGCAACUCCAGAGGCACAUCUGCAACUUAGGAAGAAGAGAAGAAGAAGAAGAAGAAGAAGUUUUUCUUAUAUUUUUUUAAAUUAUCCGAGAAGAUUUUUUUUUUUCUCCAGAAGGUCAAGAAUUACAGGUGGAAUCAUCCAGAAAAAAAUUAUCCCGUCUCCAUGAGGUCCUGAGGAAUGAACGAUCGCCAUGGAAACCCAGUCCCAGGCCAGUUCAGCAGCUGAGAAGAAGAAGAGGGUGGAGACCAUUGUGGCUACCAAGGGCUCGUCGGCACGCAGUGACAUCAGCGAGAAGGCGGUAGCCUCCAGCACCACUUCAAACGAAGAUGAGAGUUCAGGCGCGCCGCCGUACCACCGCGAGAGGCGCAACGCCAUCAGCUCCCAGGCGCCGGCGGCCGGCGGCCCCGACCGGACCGUGAGCGAGGAGCCCUCCACCUCCACGGAGGAGCGGCCCUCCCUGCUCAAGAAGGAGCUGCACAGUUCCCUCCCCCACCUGACCGAACAUGCCCUGCCGUACCGAGGCACGCUGUUUACCAUGGACCCCCGCAACGGCUACCUGGACUCGCACUAUCCUGCUCCACAGUUCUUCCCCACUUUCCACCCUCCCGUGCCAAUCGACGACAGACAUACCCAGGGACGGUACAUCUACGAGCCCUCCCCCGUGCCCCCUCUCCACGUGCCUCCUGCGCUGGCGACCAGUCCGGCUUUCUCGGACAUCUCCCUCAUCCGGAUCUCGCCCCAGAGGAACCCGUCCGUGGGGGCGGAGUCGCCCUUCCACCCCCCUCACCCUUACAUCAACCCGUACAUGGACUACAUCCGCUCACUCCACAGCAGCCCCUCCAUCUCCGUCCUGUCGGCCACCCGGGGCCUCAGCCCCGCGGACGCCCCGCACACGGGUCUGACCACGGCUGAGUACUACCACCAGAUGGCUCUGCUGGCGGGCCACCGCAGCCCUUACGCGACCGACCUGCUCCCCUCGGUGGCAUCCACGGCCGGGGCCAGCAGCGCCAGCGCCCUGCACAUGGAGUAUCUGCAAGCGAUGGAGAACUCCCGUUUCUCAAGCCCGAGGCUCCCCUCGAGACCCAGCAGGAAGCGGCCCCUGCCCAUCUCGCCCCUCUCCGAGCACAGCUUCGACCUGCAGACCAUGAUCCGCAACUCGCCCAACUCCCUCGUCAACAUGCUCAACAACUCCCGCUCGAGCUCCUCCACCAGCGGCUCCUACGGCCACCUCUCCGCCGGGGCCAUCAGCCCGGCGUUGAGCUUCGCCUACCCUCCGACCCCGGUGGCUUUGCACAUGCACCAGCAGCUGAUCGGACGCCAACCGGGCAUCGUGAGCUCCGCCUUUGGCCACAGCCCCCCGCUCAUCCACCCGACGCCGGCCUUUGCCACCCAGCGGCCCGUGCCCGGCAUCCCCCCGUCGGGGCUGAGCGCCAGCGAGCGCUCGGCCAUCUCCAACGACUCCUCACAGACCAAACCGACGAGUGAAUCCGCUGUGAGCAGCACGGGAGAUCCGAUGCACCACAAACGCUCCAAAAUGAAACCGGAGGAAGAGCUGCCGAGCCCAGGCGCGGUGAGCGUGCAGGACCAUCCUGAUGGGAUGACGCUGGUGAAGGAGGAAGGAGACAAGGAUGAGAGCAAACAGGAGCCGGAGGUGGUUUAUGAGACGAACUGCCACUGGGAGAACUGUUGCCGCGAGUUUGACACCCAGGAGCAGCUAGUACAACACAUCAACAAUGACCACAUCCACGGAGAGAAGAAGGAGUUUGUGUGUCGGUGGGAGGAAUGCUCUCGAGAGCAGAAGCCCUUCAAGGCACAGUACAUGCUGGUGGUCCACAUGCGCAGACAUACUGGGGAGAAACCACACAAGUGCACAUUUGAAGGUUGCGCCAAGGCCUACUCACGUCUGGAAAACCUUAAGACUCACUUACGUUCCCAUACUGGAGAGAAACCGUAUGUGUGCGAACACGAAGGUUGCAACAAGGCUUUUUCCAAUGCCUCCGAUCGGGCGAAACAUCAGAAUCGAACACACUCAAACGAGAAACCUUAUGUGUGUAAAAUCCCAGGCUGCACCAAACGCUACACGGAUCCCAGCUCCUUGCGAAAGCACGUCAAGACGGUACACGGGCCGGAGGCGCACGUCACCAAGAAACAGCGUGGAGAUUACCCACGCCCUCCUCCACAGCCCCGGGAGCCAGGGGGCAACGGCCAGGGUCGGUCGCCAGGGCAACUGCCCCUGGGUGGGUAUACGGACCAAAGGGAGUACAACCAUGCUACCUCAAAACAGGAUGAAUGUCUGCAGGUCAAGUCCAUCAAGACAGAGAAGCCGAUGACGUCUCAGCCAAGCCCUGGCGGUCAGUCUACAUGCAGCAGUGACCAGUCCCCCGUCAGCACCUAUCCCUACAGUGGAGUCCAGCUUGCUGUGAGCGCCGGACGCUCGCCAGGGGAGGGGCCGGAGGAGGACGAGGGGAGAGGGGAAAAUGAAGAGGAGGCAGAGGAGGAGUGCGAGGGCGAACCGCCCCCCAUCAUGGACUCCACGGUGUCCACUGCGACCGCGGCCAUGCUGACCUUGCAGGCGAGGCGAAGUAUUGGCCGCCCCCUGCGCUGGAUGGAGCACAUGAAGAUGGAGAGGCUGAAGCAGGUGAACGGAGCGCUGCCCAGGCUGGGGCCCCUGUCCCCUACACCGCCCCCUAAAGGUUCUACAGUACCCAGCGUCCUGGGGAAGGGAUCCUGUCUGGGCAGGCAGUGGGGGGUGUCUGCUCCUCAGCCGCCUGCUCACGCUGAGCUGAGCAGCACCGAGCUAACAGUGCUCAAUUUGCUCAGAGACCGACGGGACAGCAGUGGUAGCGCCACCAGUUCCGCCUACCUGAGCAGCAGCCGGCGCUCCUCUGGCAUCUCCCCCUGCUUCUCCAGUCGGCGUUCGAGCCAAGCUUCUCAAAGUGAGGGUACUAUGGCAGCUGCCCACCACCGCCGCCUCCACAACCUCAGCUCCACCGACUCGUACGACCCCAUCUCCACAGAUGCCUCCCGCCGGUCCAGUGAGGCUAGCCACUAUGGAGGUGGUGUAGGAGGAGGGGGUGGAGGGAUGCUCUCAGGUGGGGGCUGUGGAGGUGUAGGAGGGGUAGGCAUUGGAGGAGGAGGAGGAGGAGGAGGGGGAUCAAGAGGGAUGCUCAAUUUAACCCCAGCACAGCAUUACCACCUUAAAGCCAAGUACGCGGCAGCAACUGGGGGCCCGCCACCCACUCCUCUACCCAACAUGGAGCGCAUGAGCUUGAAGACUCGAAUGGCCAUGAUGGACGACGGUGGAAGCAAUCACUGUUUGCCACCUCUUGUCAGGCCACCUCGCUGCAGUGAAGGCACUAACGGGUAUAACAAUGGCUAUGUGGGACAUGCAGGUUACAGGAGGAGGGUACUCUAUCCUGGCGAGGGACCACUGAAUGGAAACAGGAGGGCCAGCGACCCAGUGCGGACGCAGGCCCCUGAAGCCUUCAGUUUGCCUCCAGUGCAACGCUUCAACAGCCUUAACAACCUCCACCCGCUUCCACCUCUGGCUCAUCAUUCUACACCCGAAUCUCGCAAUUUUUGCUUACAGAACUACACGCGCUCAGAGGGCAACUUGCAGAGGGGCCUGCAGCACUCACCGUUCACCCCCAGUAUUGCAGAACAUGCAGCCUUAGAAGCUCUUGCCAUGGAGGACGACGGGGAGGCUGGCCUGUUGCUUGGGGACGAAGAUAUGCUCCCGGAUGACCUGGUGCAGUAUCUCCACUCCCAGGUUCAGAUGGACAGUGGCCCCUACAUUCACAAUGAGGACCAAAUAGCUUCCAGCCAAAGGGACUCCUCCCAUCUAUCUGUGGAGGAUAUAGACCAGAUCCAUACGUUAGGGUUGAACGCGACCUUCCCUGGACCUCAUGGUCUCCAGCAGCAGCAGAUAGCAGAGAGGACCAGCCCCAGUAAGCUUCCCAUUCAGUGGAAUGAAGUGAGCUCCGGCAGCACUGACAGAUCUCUCCAAAGGGAACAAAUCCACCACACACAGUGCGGCAGGUGGCCAAGCACAGAACAUGGACCUGUAUCUGCACCUUUUGGUCGGUUUGGUAACAUGGUGGUUCAGCAACAAGUGCCCCAUGAUUUCCAGAACAGUUGUGCCCAGGUUAAUCAGUCUCAAAGUGGUUGCUCUGUCAACGCCAGAGUGAAGCUUGAGACAUCCCCUAACUCCUGUUCAGAGAUGAGAGGUUCUGGUCACUUGACAAACACCUUUGGCAGGCCCAAUUUCUCGCCGAUCGUCGAUGAGCCCCUUCCCCAGGGCUACAAACAGCAGGCCUCCAGGGGACCUCAGAGCCACUUCCAGCAGAACCACAACAGUAACAACUCGUGUCACGUUGGAAACAACCUCCCUCUUAACCGGGCCUCCAUGGACAGCCUCCCCAGCCUCUCCCAGGGAAAUUCUCUUCAUCACCACAGUCGGCUGGUACAUGCCCCUCGCCCGCCGAUCAGCAGCUACAGGAACUUGGUCCGGACCCAACAGUACCUCAAUCCUGAGAGCUCCAAUGAAAUCCAGUCUUGCCCCAACCAGCAGCAACAACUGCAAAGGAGUGGGGACCACUGUUCCCUUGCACAUCAGGUAUCUGGGCUGAAAUUGGAAACCCCAGACCAUGGAUAUUUGGAACAGGGCUUCAGUGACUGCCUCUCUUACGAACCAGCAGAUCGCAAGGCCUCCUCAUUCCCUGUUCUGGAGGACCAGUGUUUGCUGGACUCCAUGGCUGAGCCUGAGGGACAAGGUGGUGGUAAUGGGAAUUCAGUCGCCCUUCUCUCCCCCGGUGCAGACCAGGUCACCAGUACAGUGGAUGGUCAUGCACCUGGUGUGUUAGACGGAGGGGUAAGUCUGGACUUUGGUGUCAUGCUGGAAGACGGUUAUGACCAGGGUAGCCUGGUCUCAGGGGUGUUGAGUCCCUCCAUCUUCCAGGGUCUGUCCAGGACCUCAUCACGCCUCACCACCCCCCGAACGUCUGCUACCUUCCACAGUGUGGCCCCUGGCCUAAACAACAUGGCAAUUGGAGACAUGAGCUCUCUCCUCACCACACUCGCUGAGGAGAGCAAGUUCCUGGCUAUCAUGCAGUAGCCGCUCUGCUCCUCCUCCUCUCUCCGUCUCUGCUUUCUCCUCACUUAGGAAAAAUGAAAAAAGAAGAGAAAAACUCUGGUGUACGUGAAGAUUAAGACAUAAGUGGCAAUUAUGAGAAUUUUAAUAUGUACUUAAAAGUGUUCUGGAACAGUUGCUAAACCCUUUUAUUUUGUAAAAAAAAAAAAUAAUAAUAAUAAAAAAAAAAGUCAUCCCGCACAGAAAUGGGAUGUGUAUAGAAAAACACUUAUAUUCCUUUUCUGGAAUGAAGGCUAUUUUUGGAAGACCUUCUCUUUAUAUUACCAUGUGAUGGUGAGUGAAACACUCACUCCCUUGAAUCAGUAUUCUGUGUAUUGUCACUGUUUUUGCUGUUGGUAAAAAUGCAUGUACUCAAGUUAAACAUUGAACACUGUCUAUAGAAGUACAUAGCCCCAAGUAUCGGCCAUUCGAAUCCACACAGGUACAAAGUCAGUACAUCCAUUCUCUUUAUAGCAGGUGACGCGUGGGCCAUGAAUUUAACCGGCCCCCGAUGACAACUUUAUAUAUCAUAGGUUUAAUAAGUGGUAUAUUUGCAUUUGUUGUCAUUUUGUUUAUAUGUUACUCUUGUGAAGCUGUAAAUGUUUUACCAAGUGGUGUUUUGUUACGAUGGUAUUGAGUCCAAAAAAAAAAAGAGAGAGAAAAGAAAAGGACCUCCAAGUCUUCAAGGCACCGUAGAUUUUGGCCUACUUGAUAUCUAAAUGACUUAGUUAGUCUGGUAAGGUACUCACAAGUGUAUAUAACAGUGUUUUUCAUAUUCUGUUUGUGAUCUGAUUUUCGAUGUUGGAUUGCACGGUUGUUCGGAGCUGAGGUGUAAACUGGCGCUCUCUCCUUGAUUCGGUGCUUUGUGUAUGCUUACACUAAUUGAUAUGAGUACAUUUAUGGUUUGAAAACUGUCUUAAUGACCUACAGCGGUCCACAGCACACUGAUGCUGUGAAGUGAUGUGUUCUGUUUUAUAGGAAAUCAUCCGUAUCGUUUCCUCCAAAGCUCUUAAAUUCAGAAUGUGUACUGCCAUCAAGUAUUGCAGUGACUUUUGUCAACAGUGUUAGUAUUGCCUUGUAGUCUUAUGUGACUGCACACAGAAUAUUGAGUAGUUUACUUGUUAUUCAAAGCAAUGAGGUACAAACUGUUCUGUUGUUAUUUGGUACUUUUUGUCAUUUUUGUAGUUGUGCAUUGAUGGUGUUUUCUUUGUUUUGUUGUUUUUGUUUUGUUCUUUUUUUUUUCAAAGAAGUAGAAAUCAUUUCCUUUGCAAGAAGGAAAUUACAAAGGUAUGUGCCUUAUACGUAUCUGCCUGUCGGUAAAGAGAGAGAUCACUGCCAAUCUUCCAUUGAGAAUUAUGAAAAAAUAAUAAUUAAACGUGUAUAUAAGAAAAUCCUGAAUAUCAGAAAAGUUGAGAUUUGCGAAAUGCAUUCUACUUUUCAUUUUUUUUUUUUUUUUUUUCACAUUUAUUGUGCUUUUAUACAGUAUAUGUUGUGUAAAUACAUUACUCUUUCGGUAGGUUUUAGCAGAGGAAAUGGGAAGUAUCCUGGGACCAAUAAAGAACUGACUUUAAAAGCAGGGAUUCCCAGGUCCUGGGCAGAGGCCAGGCAGAUCUGGCUCAGAGCGGAGCUUCUAGUGCCCAGGGCUGCCCCUCCGCCAGAAGAGCCGCUUUGCUCUUUUAUAACUGACUACAAAUGUUUGUAUGGUUUUAAUAAAAAUGGAAAUUAUA
Messenger RNA from Mugil cephalus (flathead mullet), 7346 nucleotides. RefSeq names its product GLI family zinc finger 3 (gene gli3). Gene Ontology annotation, biological process: regulation of transcription by RNA polymerase II; smoothened signaling pathway. Gene Ontology annotation, cellular component: nucleus. The transcript has 15 exons. The record is from RefSeq and is a predicted model, not a curated record. The coding region runs from base 682 to 5604 and encodes 1640 amino acids. NCBI's taxonomy places the organism in Eukaryota, Metazoa, Chordata, Actinopteri, Mugiliformes, Mugilidae. Gene Ontology annotation, molecular function: DNA-binding transcription factor activity, RNA polymerase II-specific; RNA polymerase II cis-regulatory region sequence-specific DNA binding.